ACAAUAAAAACUUUUUUUUUUUGAAGGUUGAUUCAUGGUUAUUAUUUUGAGGGAUUUGAACCGAUAGAAUUUGCCACGAAUAAGCAAACAAACAAAUUGAUCAUCAUGUUGAUCACAAGAAUCAUAACAUUAUAUCCUCGUGGACAAAGUAAAAAUCUUUUAACUAAAAUUGGUCAACAAAUUCGUAAUGAUUCAACAUUUGCAAAAGAAGCUGAAAAAUUUAUGGCAAGACAUGCAAAACGUGGCAGUCCUCAAAGUCCAUAUAUGUUAGGUCUUACAUAUAAAAUUCAAUUAACAUCAAUGUUAUCAUUAACACAUCGUAUUACUGGUGUUGGUCUUGGUUUAAUUAUCUAUGGUUUUGGUAUUGCUGAAUUAUUAUAUUCGAAUAAAAAUUAUGCCCAAUUAUUAGAAUCAUAUGCCGAUGUUAUUCCUUGCAAAUCAAUUUUUAAAGUAAUGUGUGGAACUGCAUUAGCCUAUCAUACAUUCAAUGGUAUUCGUCAUCUUUGCUGGGAUAUGGGUUAUGGUUAUUCGAUACCACGUCUUUAUCUUACCGGUUAUGUUGUUCUUGGAAUAACAGCACUUUGCAUGGUUGCCUUGUUGGCUAAACAACAAUAAUAACUUUACAAGAUUCAAAA
Molecule: messenger RNA, 635 nt
Organism: Dermatophagoides pteronyssinus (European house dust mite)
Lineage: Eukaryota; Metazoa; Arthropoda; Arachnida; Sarcoptiformes; Pyroglyphidae
Product: succinate dehydrogenase cytochrome b556 subunit-like
Biological process (GO): tricarboxylic acid cycle; mitochondrial electron transport, succinate to ubiquinone
Cellular component (GO): respiratory chain complex II (succinate dehydrogenase); membrane
Molecular function (GO): electron transfer activity
Source: RefSeq, a predicted model, not a curated record